This is a messenger RNA of Suricata suricatta (meerkat), 2988 nucleotides long. It is a transcript of the gene REPIN1, whose product is annotated as replication initiator 1. The record is from RefSeq and is a predicted model, not a curated record. Gene Ontology annotation, biological process: negative regulation of transcription by RNA polymerase II. NCBI's taxonomy places the organism in Eukaryota, Metazoa, Chordata, Mammalia, Carnivora, Herpestidae. The coding region runs from base 457 to 1881 and encodes 474 amino acids. Gene Ontology annotation, molecular function: DNA-binding transcription repressor activity, RNA polymerase II-specific. The transcript is spliced from 4 exons.
CCGCGAGGUGCGCUCUGCGUGGGGACCCGAAAGGGCCCACUCGGGGUGCGCAGAGCCGUAUGUCCGCGACGUGGACGGGGGACACGCGCGAAAACAAAAGGGUGUGUGGGGGGGGGAGCGUUCUCCACGACCUUUUGCCACCCAGAAAGCGCACGGGGAUUGUGAUCGAGACCUGGCCACACUAGCUUGCCCUACGCAGCCCCUUGGGAAACGGGCCUGGAAUUCCUGUUGGGAGGAGGGUGGGGGAAGGGGAGCCAGCAGGGAUUCCAGAGUUUCUGCCAUCGGCCGGCCUUUGGCCAUCAGCAUGGAGAAUUCGUGCUGUGACCUUACCAGUGGAGGAAAUGACCCCCAGACGCUGGCGUGUACUUCGUUGGUGAAAGGGGCACAUCCGUUUAUUAAUCCAGUAUCCACGAAGGUAAGGCUGGCCUCUCUGCGCUCGGAGGUCUGAGCUCUGCCAUGGGGGUAGGGGUGUCUUUACUGCUGCAGUUUUCUCUGACAUCUGGGUGCUACCAGAGUGUGGGCCGAAGCAGGCGCUACAGCCACGGAAGUAUCCCCAGGAACAUCCCCAGGAGGAGCUGGAAAAAGCCUCACUUCCAGCUCUCCGGUCUCCAGGCAGAGGAAGAACCCAUGCUGGAACGUCGCUGCAGGGGCCCCCUGGCCAUGGGCCCGGCCCAGCCCAGGCUCCCUGGGCCCUCCCAGAAGUUGCCCCAGACCCUGGAGAAGGAGCCCCACGGGCUGAGGUUGCAAGGCACUUCCGUGGCCCAGUCCGGCAGCCAAGCCCCGGGCAGGGCCCACCGCUGUGCCCACUGUCGAAGGCGCUUCCCGGGCUGGGUGGCCCUGUGGCUUCACGCCCGACACUGCCAGGCCCGGCUGCCCCUGCCCUGCCCCGAAUGCGGCAGGCGCUUCCGCCACGCCCCCUUCUUGGCGCUGCACUGCCAGGUCCAUGCCGCCGCCACCCCGGAUCUGGGCUUCGCCUGCCACCUCUGCCGGCAGAGCUUCCGAGGUUGGGUGGCCCUGGCACUGCAUCUGCGAGCCCACUCGGCCGCAAAGCGGCCCAUCGGCUGCCCUGAAUGUGAGAGACGCUUCUGGCGACAAAAGCAGCUUCGAGCUCACGUGCGGAGGUGCCAUCCCCCCGCCCCGGAGGCCCGGCCAUUCAUAUGCGGCAACUGUGGCCGCAGCUUUGCCCAGUGGGACCAGCUGGUGACUCACAAGCGGGUUCAUGUGGCCGAGGCCUUGGAGGAGGCAGCGGCCAAGGCUCUGGGGCCCCGGCCUCGGGGCCGCCCGGCCGUGACCGCCCCCCGGCCCGGCGGAGACGCGGUCGACCGCCCCUUCCAGUGUGCCUGCUGCGGCAAGCGCUUCCGGCAGCACAGCGGCGAGCGGCCCUUCGCCUGCGCCGAGUGCGGGAAGAACUUCGGCAAGAAGACCCACCUGGUGGCGCACUCGCGGGUGCACUCGGGCGAGCGGCCCUUCGCCUGCGAGGAGUGCGGGCGCCGCUUCUCCCAGGGCAGCCACCUGGCCGCGCACCGGCGCGACCACGCCCCCGAGCGGCCCUUCGUCUGCCCGGACUGCGGCAAGGCCUUCCGCCACAAGCCCUACCUGGCCGCCCAUCGGCGCAUCCACACCGGCGAGAAGCCCUACGUGUGCCCGGACUGCGGCAAGGCCUUCAGCCAGAAGUCCAACCUGGUGUCCCAUCGGCGCAUCCACACGGGCGAGCGCCCCUACGCCUGCCCCGACUGUGACCGCAGCUUCAGCCAGAAGUCCAAUCUCAUCACCCACCGCAAGAGCCACAUCCGGGACGGCGCCUUCUGCUGCGCCAUCUGCGGCCAGACCUUUGACGACGAGGAGAAGCUCCUGGCCCAUCAGAAGAAGCAUGAUGUCUGAGGGGGCGGAGGCCGCGGAGGCCGAGGGCGAGGGGGCCCGGGAGGCCGUCGGGGGAGCGUUGCUGUGGGCCUGGGCCGUCGGGGGAGAGGGUCUGUGUUGCUGCUCGUGUAGGCGAGGGGUGAGAGAGGCAGCCAGUGAGCUGGGCCCUGUAGGAGAGGGAGCUCUAGCCCCCUCGGCGGCCAGGGAGACCCCUGGCGGGGCCACAGGGACCCCGGCCUCCAGCUGGUGUUUGCUAAGGUUCUGUCCUGACCGUCCUGUACCCUGGAAAAGUAGCAAUAGCAGCUCCAUCUACCCCUUAGAGCCCUCUGGCUGGAGGAGCCACCGGGGGGCAGGAAGACCCUUCCCCUCUGGUGUUAACGCCUUAAUGUCCUGCCCUUUAUUAUGAAUUCCUUCAGCUGGUUAUUUUUGGGUUUUUUGUUUCUUUUUCUUUCUUUUUUUUUUUUUUUUGGAAGUAGGCGUGGUGCAGUCCUUAGUAAAUGAGCACUUGGGAGGAAAAGUGGACCAGCUGGAUACACCUGGGAGAACCUGCUGGCCUUGUUAGGCAGCACCUGGGCCUUUUCCAGCCCAGCUGCUCUAACCCGUCCCACCCCGUCCCCCUCCUCCUGCUCCUGAAUAGGCACCCGGACUCAGAGAGACCCGUCUGCUGUGAGCGCUCAGCUCCGCCCUGUCCCUCCCUGCGAUCAAUGCACCACCCACCCAGCGCUCAGAGCGUCCCCUGACUAGUCAGCAGCCCUGUGUCCAGGCUUUUGUCUGAACUCCCCAAGCCUCCACUCCUUCCGGAAGUCUCCAUGGUGGAAAGGACAGGCCCGUUGAUAACAGUGGGGUCAGCCGGAAGGAAGCUAGGGGCGAGGGUCCUUUUCAGCGCUUCUAGGGUUUGGAUGCCCAGUCUCGGCUUGAACACUUAGGUGACGGGGUAGUCCCACGUCCUGAGGCCCCGGUCCUAUUGUAGGAUAAUUCUAAUUGUUAGAAAUUCUUCCUUAGAAUGAAUGGAACCUGCUUUCCUGUAAUUUCUACCUACUGGGGGCUUGUUCUGUUCUCUGGAAUGAAACAGAACAGCCGCUUACCCUCCUUUUCAAACUAGAGAAUAAAGAUUUGGUUUUAGAGCUG